Molecule: messenger RNA, 2735 nt
Organism: Syngnathus typhle (broad-nosed pipefish)
Lineage: Eukaryota; Metazoa; Chordata; Actinopteri; Syngnathiformes; Syngnathidae
Product: nuclear mitotic apparatus protein 1-like
Exons: 9
Coding region: 153-2018 (621 amino acids)
Biological process (GO): establishment of mitotic spindle orientation
Cellular component (GO): centrosome; spindle microtubule; spindle pole
Molecular function (GO): microtubule binding
Source: RefSeq, a predicted model, not a curated record
UGCAGUUUUGCUAACAAUGCAGCAGCCUCUGUUGCGUUUUUUUCCCCCUUUAAUUUCUGUCUCCAGUUACACUUAUGCAGUCUGCCCUGUAACCGGAAGUGUCCGCGUUAAAAAACGUUCCCGUUCCCUCAACAGAUCCCAGUUGACUAACAAUGGAUCAUAUUGUUACACAGAAAGCUCUGGAGAAAGAAGUGGCGAUGCUGAUAUUGGAGAAGGAGAGACUCGUUCAGACCAUCCAGGCCACAGAAAGAGAGAACUUGGCCUCACUUAAAAUGGAGCAAGCGCUCAAGGAAGAGCUUAAAUCGUUGAAGCUGGAAAAAGCUGUGGUCCUAAAAGAAUUGGAAAAAAAACAGGAGACCAAGAAGGAUUUGCAGGAGCAACUUGUGGCGAAAACAGAGGCUGUGGAACGCUACAAAGCUCAGAUGGAAAAGGCUGUGAGUCAUUACAAUGACAAGAAACAGCUUCUCCAGGAGAGCCAAGAGGAAGUGGCCAAGCUGAAGCACACCCUGGGAGUAAAAGAGCGAGAAGUGAACGCCAGUGGUACGGAGCUCAAAUUGCUCCAGCUGCAAUUGGAAAGGGCUCAAAGCAAGGAAAAGGACAUGCUGAGAAAGCUGGCCCGUUUGGAGGCACAGGCGGCCUUUUCUGACCUCAACCUGCAUGCACACAAUCAAAUCCACGACCGUCAAGGAGAAACAUCGGCGAUGUGUUACCUGGAACUUUCAGACGUGAACUCAAAGGUUCUUAAAGUGGAGCCAAAGAGAAUGAUGAGCUCAGACAGUCUCGACCAAAGCUCCCUCGAAGACUCGCUGAACAGCCCAAGGAAGCUUUCGGCGCCGGCUGAAUGGAGCACGCCACUUGUCCGUAGUUCUGAAAGACUGGCGGCCAAACGGCGUGGUCUGAAGGCCGAGUCACUGGAAACGCUUGAUUUUACACCAAGACACAUCCCCAGAGCAACUGCAGAAAUCAAAACAAGAAAGGAUCUCCCCUACUUAAAUCCAUCGUCGUCUGUCAAAAGACGGAGGACGACACGGGUUAUAAACAUAACCAUGACAAAGAAAACUCCAUGUGGCGUUGAACAUGAUGAGACGUUCUACAGCCUGGCUUCAGCUCACUCCCAGCCCAACCUCUCCGGUGUCCGUGCCGCACGCCCUGCUGCGUUCAUGGAGCGCCCCGACACGCCGCCGAAAAUGACCGGAGUUGUCAGCGACCAGCUCAGCGGUCUUCCUGGUUACCGGCGGAGCACGAUCCAUUCGCAGACCACAAGUACGUUUUGCGUCGGGUCAGAGAACGAGCCAGAAGAUGCGCCUGAUGAUUGGAUGAGGAUUGCUGAGCUCCAGGCCAGGAACAAAGCUUGCCUUCCUCAUCUCAAGAGCAGCUAUCCUGUCGAGUUUGAGACUGGCUUCAAGACCGCACUAACGUUCACAGACGAAGAUGUCCGCACUGGUGACCCAACGGAGACCAUCCGUCGAGCAUCCGUCAUGCCGGGCCACCUGCAAGAAUCCGUCGCUUCACAUCGCCGCUCCCUUGCGGCGCCACACUCGAGUAGCACAUCCAGCGUCCGCUCUCACCGUCUAGCCAUGAUGGCGGGCUACCCACCACCAUAUAAAUCGGUCAGCUCAUCUCAGCCGAAAAGCCCGAGAUGCUCAAAGAGGUCUGCGUCCACGUUGUCUGUUACUCGGACUUCACCUGAGGUUGACCGCAGGCAGUCCAUGAUGUUCACCAUCGACAACACCCCUAAGAACAGCAGCAGCUACCUCAAAAGGGGCCUGAAUAAACUCCGUAGCUCCACCUGCAAGUCACCAGACAAAACCUCCAAGAAAUCUCCCGCGAAGACCACGCACAAAGAUAAUAAACAGGCCCCCACUUCUCGUGCUGUGGCGGGUCAAGCGGGCCGAGAGCGAAGCUUCAAGUCACCCCAAGUGGUCUACAAAGAGAACAAGAAGACGUCUCGAACUUUUGGCAAGUCUCCACGGUUAACGGAAACCGCUCGUAAGGUAAGAACAUGGUCUUUGAGGUAGAGAUCGAUAAAGGAAUUCCUACCUACUCAGUGAUUUUAUCUGGCUCAUCAUUUGUAUUCAAAUCCUGGAAGUGUUUUUGGUGUUCAUGGUGAAUCCUAAUCCAUUUUUUCAGGAAUGAGUCCCGUCAAUUACAAAAAUCUUCCUGGAAGAAUGACGAGGUCUAUGAUCAAUGAAAAGGAUUGGCUGCUGCUUUUAGUUUCCUGUACUUGUUUGUGGCAUCUGGUGGUUGGCUCACAAUAACAAACUGCUGAUCAAGUUACUGGGUGUAAGUGGGUGUAAUAUAACAUGAUGGUGCUAUUUAAAUGUUGUGCACUUGUUUUUUUAUGAAUUCUAAUAUUUUUCAUUAUUAUUCUAGGUUGUUGAAUUGAUGAAAAACUUGUUCAGUUGAAUUUUCAUUCUAUGCACUUUUAAUUUUUGACCACUACCUUCUUGUAAUGGUUCGUUUAGUAUUGUCUUAUUAGUUGUCCAAAAAAUUUGUCUAUGUAAAGAUUUUAAACAUUACUAGGUUGUUGAAUUGAUGAAAAACUUGUUCAGUUGAAUUUUCAUUCUAUGCACAUUUAAUUUUUGACCACUACCUUCUUGUAAUGGUUCUUUUAGUAUUGUCUUAUUAGUUAUACAAUAAAAUUGUCUAUGUAAAGGUUUUAAACAUUACAAAUACAUCCGUUGAUUACAUUUUCAGUGAGUCCAAUCUUUUAGUCAGUCAAGGCACAUUAAAUU